Messenger RNA from Pyricularia grisea, 4764 nucleotides. RefSeq lists its product as uncharacterized. Gene Ontology annotation, biological process: transcription initiation at RNA polymerase II promoter. Gene Ontology annotation, molecular function: transcription cis-regulatory region binding; chromatin binding; RNA polymerase II general transcription initiation factor activity. The transcript has a single exon. Bases 1 to 4764 code for a protein of 1587 amino acids. The record is from RefSeq and is a predicted model, not a curated record. Lineage: Eukaryota; Fungi; Ascomycota; Sordariomycetes; Magnaporthales; Pyriculariaceae. Gene Ontology annotation, cellular component: transcription factor TFIID complex.
AUGGAGGACGCCUCGAACAGUGGCGGCGAGCCCGACCUCUAUGCCUGGGUUGUGAUGAGCCAGGAAGUGGAGGUCGAGGUCAAUUUCGUCGAGAAGCAGCUUACCGGCUUUGCUACUCUCUCUAUAGUCCCGUUAAAUGGCGACAAUCACAAAUUCGAGACAGUCCGUAUCGAUGCGCGACAGAUGGAUAUCGACACGGACAAGAUCACGGUCAACGGCAACAAGGUCAAGGCCGUCUACCACGAUCCCUACGACGAACUCGACAUUCCCGACGGCUUCAACUGGGAUGGCCAGCAGUUCCACUACCAGCAGAAGCGUAUUGGUCAAAUCCUAAACCGCACGACUCCCGAGGUGCCCGUCUCUGUUCAGAGCAAGAGCGGCCACUCGCCAUCGUACGGGUCUCUGGAGGUUUCUCUCCGUCCAGAGGAGAUCAUGGUCAAGAAGGCAGGCUUUAAGAUCCGGCUCAAGAACAACGACUUUGAGUCGAGCAAGGUUCUCCAGUACGACAUUGUUGUACCAUUCCGUUCACGACCAUUCAGGGAUGGCUUUCAGUUUGUUGGCGUGGAGGAGACCGACACCAGGUAUCCGCACUUUUACACGAGGAACUCUGAGGGCCUGGGAAUGGCCUCGUGUAUAUUUCCAUGUAUCGAUGACCCCGGCGCGCGGUCCUACUGGACCCUCAAAGUCAAGAUCCCACGCACGCUGGGGGACGCUUUGAAGCAACCGCUCCUUACCCAACGGUCGACUGCCAAGAAUGGCGCCGACGCAGAUGAGUCCAGGUUUGCCCUUACGGAGGAGGACAAGCUUCUGGACAUGACCGUCAUCGCCUCUGGCAUCCUGGUUGGCGAGCACUCGGACAAGGAUGACGACUCCAAAAAGACGAUGGAGUUUCAGAUCACGGGCAAAGAGAUGUCUGCACAACACGUCGGAUUUGCCGUGGGUCCCUUUCAGCACGUCGACUUGUGGUCCGAGUUCCGAACCGAAGCUGACGACGACAAGCUUGGAAAAUUGGCCAUCAAAGUCCACGGUUACUGCUUGCCUAGGAGAGAGGACGAGGUGCGAUUUACUUGCGAGCCUAUGAGCAUGGCUGCCGACUUUUUUGCUACAAAAUUCGGGCAGUAUCCGUUUGACAGUUACAAGAUGUGCUUCGUUGACGACAUGAUCACGGACACGAUGCCGCUAUGCUCCUUUUCUCUCUGCAGCAGCAGACUUUUAUACCCUCAAGACAUUAUCGACAAUGAAAGCGAGGUGACGAGGGAGCUGGUGCAUGCACUGGCUAGCCAGUACUUUGGCAUAAACAUAAUACCAGAUACGAUAUCCGAUCUAUGGGUCACCAUCGGUAUAUCUCACUACAUUACAGAUUUGUUCAUGCAACAGCUGUGUGGAAACAAUCAUUACAGGUUUCAGAUGAAGACCCGGGCCGACAGGUUGGUAGAAGAGGAUGUCAACAGGCUUCCUCUAGAUCAACUCGGCUACUACCUCGGUCUCGGCGAUUAUCAGUCCGAAUUUAUGGCGCUCAAGGCUCCGUUGGUCCUUUUCAUCCUCGACAAACGAAUGACAAAAAAGGCCUCACACAACGGUGUUCGAAGAGUGGUCCUGCGGCUGGUCUCUAGAAGUAACACCGAAGCUAGCGACGUACGGUUCAUAUCAUCAGAGUCGUUCAGGAAGCAAUGCGAGAAGGUGCACAAGGGGGCGCCCCUCGAACUUUUCUGGCAACAAUGGAUCCAGUCAGCCGGCUGUGCGAGAUUUGACAUGUCUCAACGGUACAACAAGAAGCAUUCCAGGGUCGACUUGACGGUCAGGCAGCCUGAGGAAAAGUCACAACUUCCCCAGUCCCCGCUCAACAAGAACAAUUUCUGGGGGGUUUUGCAAGACGGACGACACGUCCCAGCGGUGAAGAAGGAAAACGUCAGCGUCUGGUUCACGGGACCGAUCACGAUCGGUAUCCACGAGGCUAACGGCACCCCGUACGAACAUGUCGCUGAGAUCCAGAGGACAGGGCCUAGACAAUUUAAGGCGAUUGAGAUGCCCUACAAUACCAAGUACAAGCGACUAAAGCGUACUCGGAGGCAGAAGGAGAGAGCACAGGCGCUUGCACAAGCCGGCGAGGGCGGGGAGCAAGCUGAAGAGGCGGUUCUCUACUCGCUUGGUGACGUGCUGCAAAGCCCAGAGGAGGAAAAGGAAUGGGGUCUGGCGGACUGGACACCGGAACAAGUCAAGGCUAUGGAACAGGACUCGUUCGAGUGGCUCAGGAUCGACGCAGACUUUGAAUGGAUCUGCUCCAUGAAGACGAACAUGCAGCCUUGGAUGUAUGUCUCGCAGCUGCAGCAGGAUAGGGACGUGGUUGCACAACAAGAGUCGGUGCUCUGGUUGUCACAAAAGGCCGGUGGAGAGAUCCUGGCCACCGUGCUUGGGAGGACGUUGAUGGACACGCGAUACUACCAUGGCAUCCGUACCCAGGCUAUCAAAGCGCUGCAGAAGCAAGUAUGGACCAAGGAAGAGGAGAGCCUGGAUCCAGACUCUGGUAUCGUGAACAAGCUGAAGAAGACCGAUGCAGGUGGCCUGCGAAUUUUGAUGAAGGCUUUCAAGGCCUUUUUCUGUUACCCUGACUCUCAGACGCCUCGACCCAACGACUUUUCCAACAAGAUGCAGUAUGCGGUACAGAGGGCCAUCCCGGAGGCUAUUGCUCGAGUUCGAGAGAAGGGGCGUUGCCCACGCGAGGCGCAACAGUUCCUUCUCGAGCAGCUCCAAUUCAACAACAACACGGGCAACGAAUACUCUGACCACUUCUAUGUGGCAGGCCUACUAGACGCCCUCGCCACCAGUCUUAUUCCAGACAACAGCGUCGAGACGGUGACGUUGCGCAAUUCAGACGACCCAGAAGUUGCCCUGGAUGACGAGUUCCUCGAGGCUGCGCUACAGAUGAUCGAGCGUUAUCUUAGAAUGGACGAGUGGACAAACUCUUACCAGAAUAUCUGGACAGUCACAGCGCUAGGCUGCAAACAGAAACUGAUGAAGGCGGGCGUGAUCCCCAUCUCGGCCAUAGAUUUUGUGCGAUAUCUACAGGACAGCACUCUGGAUCUGAUUUCGAUCAAGGCGUUUGAGGCGCUGGUGGACCUGGGCUUCCUGUUCAAUAAGAAGAUCUUGCGGCUCCUGCUGGCAUACAUGACAACGCACUAUUCCCCCUUUAUGCGCGACCGUCUCUUCAAGGUUUUCGCAUGGGGCGUGGCCGGGCUGGCAUUUGGCGAAUAUGACGAACUGAAGUCAAAAGCCGAACAACAAGCGAAGCUCAAGGAAGACGAAGAAGCCGAGGAUGAGUUCGAAGGCGACAGCCUUAUGUUGGUUAACGCCGAUGCAAUCCUGGAGCGGAAAAAAGCCAAGGAGGCGCGUAGGACGACCGUUGGCGCUGCCGUGGCAGAGUUGAGGAAGGAGUUUGGCAAGUCAGAGCGGCAGGAUCUCAUGAUCGAGAUUUGGAGGGCCGCCACUUCGCCCAUCAUUGGGCUGAAGGAGCAGAGGAGCCUGUUGGACAUGUGCGAGACGCUUUUCGAGGCCGACUACUCGUGCAGGGUCACUGUCAGGCAUCCGACAAAAUGGCACUGUGAACGGGGCCCAACGGAGCCCAAGAAGCUGAUUAUCCACUUCAAGGCCGUUCAGCGGGAGAUUACCAAGCGGCCAGAGCCCAAGCCGGAGGAGCCGCCUGUCAAGCCAGUCGUUGUGCCGGCUGUGGUUCCAGCAGUGACACCAGCCGCCGCACCUCCUCCGCCUACUCCCACGCCCACGGUGGCAUCAUCGCACACACCAAUGGAGGGAGUGGUUGCGACACCAACUAUGCCAGCGCCACCUCAGAGACAAGGCUCCACCAAGAUCAAGUUCAACGUCAACAAAGGGGUGGACAAGUCUCGGCAGAACAGUACCACGCCGGUGCCGAAAGUAUCAACGACGCUGCCAAAAGUGUCAACCACGGUGCCAAAAGUGUCAACCACGGUACCAAAAGCGUCAACCACGGUACCAAAAGCGUCAACCACGGUACCAAAAGCGUCAACCACGGUACCAAAAGUAUCAACUACGGUACCAAAAGUAUCAACCACGGCAUCAAAAAUAUCAGCCACGGCGUCAGCCGUUGCGGAAUCACCAUCGAGUAAAGUUCUGGGUGGCUCCAUCUCUGCAUCCCCUUCCACCAUGCAACCUACAGCAACGCCUACGACUCAGCGAACGGCGCUCCCAUCAGGAACCAUCAGUGGCAAUGGCGUUUUGGCCAAGAAGCCAAGCAAACCGAUCAGCACUCCUGUCAAUGGCAGCAUCAAGAGAAAGUUGGAUGACGCCUCGGGACCGCCGUCUAAAUCGCCCCGGCCCACCAAAAUCGUAAGGGUGCGGCUGCCACAGUACAUUAACAAGUUACGGCCCGACACGCGGCAGCAGAUUCUUAGAGAGAACGCGCUCAAGGCUACAUCCAGUCGCCAACACAGCUCCGCUAGCGAUGGCUCAAUAACAGCCAAGCCGGCUAGGAAGCCGCUACCGUCGGGGUCUGCUCCCUCCUCGUCGACACCUCAGCAACAAAAGGUGCGCAAGCCACUGCCCAACAAAUCAUCGCCGGCUACUACAAGUGCCAGUGAGAAGAAGGAGGCGCCGCCGGCACUGCCACCGCUUGACCCGGUGCGCGCUGUCCAGGCCCAGGCUUCCUCGGCGGCAAGCCCGAGCCCCUCAUCUGGAACUAAGUUGAAGAUCAAGUUUAAGGUGAAGCCGACGCAGCCUCCACCCCAAUGA